AUUGCGAACCAUUGUGAAUGAACCGAACUGGCGAACUGUCAAAACAAGGUUUGACUUCGGUUUUAGCGCUAUUUCGCACAAAUCAUCCAACGUUUGAUACAUUUUGCGUUGAAAAAAUCGGCUCGACGGUGUGUUUUUUUUUAUAAUUCCAAGACAAAUCACUCAGAAAGAGAAUAUUAAUUUCGAUCAAUGUUAGCCGAUUAUUUGCGUAGUACAAUGCGACAAUACUUCAGUGACUACUGAAAAUUACUGUGAUCUGAAGUUUGGAACAAAAUGGCUGAAAAUCCGCCGAGAAACAAUGCAGCUGGAAAUGGUGGAGCAGGAAGCAAUCGAAAAACACCGAACAACAAUAAUUUCUUUCGAAUGCGUCAUCGUUUUCAAAACAGCCGUGAUACAGGACCAAAACAACGAACCGUUUCGCUUUUGAUACCACAGUCGUCUUCGUCAAGCGGAUCAUCCGGUUCUACAUCUGGUCCAUCGUCAGCAUCAGCUUCGUUUGGAAUCAAUAAAAAGACUGGGCCAUACAGUGGUUGGCAGCUUUACUUCCCUGAAGUCGACUACAAAGAUGAUUUGCCAAUACUCCGAAAGAUCAGAGCAUUUGAGCAGCACAUCAAAAGUCAGCCGCUAUUCUACAAGUUAAAUGACAUUCGAAACAAUCUCUGGUUCCCGUUGCCAUUGCAACGCCUCCAAAAUGACGAGGAAUUUUGUCGGAAUUUCCCGAAUUUCAUAUUAGAUUUGAAUUCAUCGGUAAUGGAAACGUUGAUGUGUGCCGGUUUGGCCGCCCAUCAGAGAAUUCAAACGGAUUUACCGGAAAUUUCAUCGAGUCAAUUGACCGGCAAGGAAAAUAUAACAAAAUUGUCAUUGCUACCGAUCCGAGCACGUGUUCAAGGUCACACACCAAUCGUGAAUCUCAGCGCGCUGAAGCAAGACAUUUAUAAUUGUUUGAUUUCUGUACGCGGAACGGUAGUGCGAGUGAAUCCACCAGCACUGAAGAGCUCAUGGAUCGCAUAUAGAUGCUCCAAAUGCAGAAGUGAGCAGGCCAUUCGACAAAGUGAUGUGGGUGGAUGCAACACGCCAACAUGUUGCAAAGCUAGCGGCUGUAAUGCUCGCAGUAAUUUUGCGAUGCUACAAACGUCACCGUACACACGAACCGAGCCGUAUCAAACGAUUCGCCUUCAAGAAUCAGUGCAAUCGGUUAAAGGUCAAAUUCCAAAGACAAUCGAAGUUGAUUUACACUAUGAUUUGGUUGACUCGGUAUGUCCAGGAGACGAUAUAACCGUUACAGGUAUUAUGCGAGUUCGCUCCAGUGAAAAAACUGGCUACAAUCGAGCUAAAGCGGGAACCGAAGCUGGAAUUCACAAAUACUACAUUUAUGGCAUUACGAUCGUGAGCAACAAGAACACAAUUACCGUUCGAAAUUUGGACUUUAGCGAAAGAGACUUGGAUAUGAUCCGUAGGAUUGGCAGUCAAAGACAUAUAUUUAAAAUUCUGGUUCAUUCACUGUGUCCUCGUAUCUUUGGCCAUGAAAUGGUAAAAGCUGGCUUGAUUUUGUCACUCUUUGGUGCAUCUGGGAAUGGUGGCAAAUCAGAGAUAACACCAGGACAUGGCAAACGAUCGGAAAUUCACGUUCUCGUCGUGGGCGAUCCUGGUCUUGGGAAAUCACUUUUGAUUCAGUCUUGUUCGAAUGUGUCGCCGCGGGGAAUUUUCGUGUGUGGAAAUAGCGCAUCGAAUGCUGGUUUGACUGUAUCGAUUCGCCAUGACAAAGGGUCCGAUGGAAGUCUCGAAGCGGGUGCUCUUGUAUUAGCCGAUCAAGGUGUCUGUUGCAUCGAUGAGUUCGAUAAAAUGUCAUCGAAUUACCAGUCGCUAUUGCAAGUCAUGGAGCAACAGUCAGUGAGCGUUGCCAAAGCUGGUGUUUUGUGUGCCCUACCUGCUCGAACAUCAAUCUUAGCUGCAGCAAACCCGUCAGCCGGUCACUAUGAUAAAUCGAAAACCGUGUCCGAGAAUCUGAAAAUUUGGCCAACAUUGUUAUCCCGUUUCGAUUUGGUAUUCAUAUUAUUGGAUCGAGCCGAUGCUUAUCUCGACGACUUGCUAACAAAUCACAUCCAGACAUUGAAACAGAAUCAAAAUAAACCACUGAACUAUCGAUCGAAUCUAACACAAAUGCCAUCGUUCUCCAUGGCCAAUGCCAAUUUAACACCAGCUGAGAGCGAUGCGCCGCUGUACGAACGAUUGAAAAUGACAGAUCAAACAGAUUUCCAACCAUUGCCAUCCGAAAUGAUUCGAAAGUAUAUUUUGUACGCUCGAAAAUUCUGCUUUCCAACCAUCAGUGCUGAGGCAAACGAGGAGCUCAAAAAAUUCUACACGGAAAUGCGAACAACUCGACGAGGAAUCGAUUCGGUGCCAGUAACAACACGUCAGCUUGAAGCGCUCAUUCGAUUGACACAGGCCCGAGCACGGCUCGAACUUGCCCCUGAAGCAACCAUCGAUCAUGCAAGAGAUGUGUUGGCCAUUCUACGAUACACCAUGAUCGACGUUCUGAGUACUGAACGAGACACACUGGAAAUGAAACGAAACAUCAACGGAUCGGGAAUGAGCCAUUCCACCAAAGUGAAGCGAUUCUUGCAAUUAUUGCAAGGCCAGUGCAAAAGUAUCUUCACUGUGCCGGAACUGAAAGAGCUAGCUGCGUCGCUAGGCUUCGAAAUGUUCUUCAAUCAAAUUCUUGACACGCUCAAUGUUCAAGGAUUCUUGAUUAAACGCGGAAGGGACAUUUACAAAUUCAACACAUAGCCGAGUUGAUGAAUCAGUUCGUCUUUCUAUCGUAAUCAUAUUGAUACGAAUUUAUAGAAAAUUGAUAACAACAUUUGUCAUAAGAUAAAGUAAACUCGUUGUAUUUAACAUACAUAAAAAAUGGAAUCAAAACGAAAAUUAAUUUAAAAAAAAUUAAGACAUUGAACAUCUGUUCAACAUGUACAUUAGUAUAGAAGAGCUAAAUAAAAAUUUGGAACAAAA
This is a messenger RNA of Sitodiplosis mosellana (orange wheat blossom midge), 3009 nucleotides long. RefSeq names its product DNA helicase MCM8 (gene rec). Gene Ontology annotation, cellular component: MCM complex; nucleus. The coding region runs from base 274 to 2787 and encodes 837 amino acids. NCBI's taxonomy places the organism in Eukaryota, Metazoa, Arthropoda, Insecta, Diptera, Cecidomyiidae. Gene Ontology annotation, molecular function: single-stranded DNA binding; single-stranded DNA helicase activity; ATP binding. The transcript has 5 exons. Gene Ontology annotation, biological process: DNA replication. The record is from RefSeq and is a predicted model, not a curated record.